Molecule: messenger RNA, 762 nt
Organism: Penicillium brevicompactum
Lineage: Eukaryota; Fungi; Ascomycota; Eurotiomycetes; Eurotiales; Aspergillaceae
Product: polysaccharide lyase family 20 protein
Exons: 1
Coding region: 1-762 (253 amino acids)
Source: RefSeq, a predicted model, not a curated record
AUGUUCGGAAACCUCUCCGCCGCAGCGCUCCUGGCUCUCAGCCUCACAGCUUCAGCCACCCAGAUCUUCAGCAACUCUGGAACAACCUCUGGCUGGAGCUCGACCAAUCAAGAACACAGCGGCACUGUACAGGAAGUGACUAACGUCGUCUACAAGGGCCCCACAGCCCUGAAGAUGACCCAAGUCUACGACUCCAGCUACACGGGACGCUACCACUCAGAAGUAGUCAAGAACAACGUCUACAAGCGCGGCGACACCGGCUUCUACGGCUUUGCCUUCCGUCUCCAGGAGAACUGGCAAUUCUCCCCAGCCCAGUCGUACAACAUCGCCCAAUUCAUCGCCGACUUCAGCGACACCGGAUGCGAUGAUUACAUGCCUUCUAGUAUGGUCUGGCUGGUUGGCAACCAGCUCUACACCCGCGUCAAGCAAGGCAGCAUCUGUGCACAGAAGAUUGAAACGUUCCCGAGCCUUGCGACUGUCUCUGCUGGACAGUGGCAUAAGAUUGUCAUCCAGGCGACUUGGAAGUCGGAUGGCACGGGCGAAUAUAAGCUCUGGCUGGAUGGCAACAAGCUGUUGGAUAAGCGGAACAUCGCCACGACCAUUGAUGAUAGCCGGGCUUUCCAGUUCCGUGUUGGUCUCUAUGCUAAUGGCUGGCAUGAUGAUAAGCAGAUGAAGGGGACCCAGGGUACAAGACAAAUUUGGUACGAUCAGAUCGCUGCGGGCACUACCUUUGCGGAUGCGGAUCCCGAUCAGUGGUCGUGA